Oncorhynchus keta (chum salmon) is the source of this 2815-nucleotide messenger RNA. RefSeq names its product sideroflexin 2 (gene sfxn2). Lineage: Eukaryota; Metazoa; Chordata; Actinopteri; Salmoniformes; Salmonidae. Gene Ontology annotation, biological process: monoatomic ion transport; serine import into mitochondrion. The transcript has 12 exons. The record is from RefSeq and is a predicted model, not a curated record. Gene Ontology annotation, molecular function: monoatomic ion transmembrane transporter activity. The coding region runs from base 290 to 1252 and encodes 320 amino acids. Gene Ontology annotation, cellular component: mitochondrial inner membrane.
UUCGGAAAGGGAGCUGCCCCAGGCUGUGAUUGGAGGAAGCGGUGCCACGUGCACCCUCCCCUACUACACUAACUGCUGAGAUCUCGACUUGAAACAUUUAGCAAGUGACAUUGUGUCAUCUUGCAGUCCAGCGCUGAAAGAGUCAGACUGGAAGCGCUGAGUGGACCAGGUUGGUACAGGACCAAGAAGCCAAACAUUGACUGCAGGCUCGACUCUGUUUUGGACAGGUGAGGUGGAUUGGAUACCAUAUUUCUGACUUUAGACCUAGGUUGUGAGGCGGAGGGUCACGAUGGCAGUGAGCGGGUUUGACAUUGACGUGCCACGGUGGGAUCAGUCCACGUUUAUGGGAAGAUUGAAGCACUUUGCCAACAUCACAGACUGGAGGACAGCACUACUGCCGGACUCACGACUGGAUGAGGCUAAAGCACUGGUGGAGAGCUGCAGAGCAGGGUCCGUUCCCCCCGGCACCACAGAGGAACAGCUGCACUACGCCAAGAAGCUCUAUGACUCUGCCUUUCACCCUGACACUGGCGAUCGCAUGAAUCUGAUUGGUCGAAUGUCCUUCCAGGUGCCCGGAGGGAUGGCCAUAACGGGCGGUAUGCUACAGUUCUACAGGACAGUCCCUGCUGUAGUGUUCUGGCAGUGGGUGAAUCAGUCGUUUAAUGCUCUGGUCAACUACACCAACAGAAAUGCUGCUUCCCCCAUCACACCCAAUCAAAUCGGAGUAGCCUAUUUAACAGCAACUAGCACUGCUCUAGCCACUGCUGUGGGACUUAACUUCUACACAAAGAGGGCCCCUCCGCUGGUGGCGCGCUGGGUUCCGUUUGCAGCCGUGGCGUCCGCUAACUGUGUCAAUAUUCCAAUGAUGAGGCAACAGGAGCUCCUGAAUGGCAUAGCUGUAACAGAUGAGAAUGGAAACAAACUUGGCCAUUCCAAGAAAGCAGCUGUGAAGGGCAUCACCCAGGUGGUCAUUUCCCGAAUUACCAUGGCAGCACCGGGCAUGAUCAUUCUCCCCGUCAUCAUGCAGAGACUUGAGAAAUUCAAGUUUAUGCAGAGGAUCACCUUCUUCCACGGACCUUUACAAGUCAUAAUGGUGGGAGCGUUCCUGGUCUUCAUGGUGCCUGCAGCCUGCUCCCUGUUCCCUCAGCAAUGCUCCAUGGCUGUGUCUAAGCUGGAGCCAGAGCUAAGGGAGUCCAUCCUGUGUCAUUACGGGGACAGUGUACAAUACGUCUACUUCAACAAGGGCCUAUGAACACACGCACAUCUGCCUUCUUAAUAAUUGUCCAAUCAGGGAGAGCAUCUGAAAGUUUUUAUAGAUGAGCCAAUCAGCAUCUUCGGUUCAUAGGAUAAAUAGCUUUCUCCUUGUUUGUCUUUAUUUUCAAAGAAUCUUUGUAAUUCUAAGGGAGAUGUUCAAAUGUGUUUGAAUUCUCUUUUUGUACCACAAACCACCUUUUUAUGCGAGUAAAGUACAUGUUGGAUAAAAAAAAAUGUCACGAGGCCUGAUGGAAACAGCAGAUUUGUCUGUAAACUUUAGAAAUGUUGACAAAACAAAAUGCACUUGACAAAGUGGGAUCUUUUUGUGUCUGUAAAAUUAAUUCUGCGAGGAAUGGUGGUGGAAACACAUUUAUAAUAACCAUCAUAUUGAAGUAAACUUGAUAUGUUGUGUGGUCCUCCAACUAUGACUCAGAAAAGCAUACAGUUUAUUAGGUUACAGAGGAAAUAAGUUGUGAGUAACUGAUGAAAGUGCAUGGUGAGGCGCUUGAUGCACCUUUCCACUAAAUAUCGAGACUCUUAUUCUGGUGACAUGAUCGACGCUUGGCUGCCGUUUGAUAAAUAUACUGAACAAAAAAUAUAAAUGCAACAAUUUCAAUGAUUUUACUGAGUUACAGUUCAUAUAAGGAAAUCAGUCAAUUUAAAUAAAUUGGUGCCUAAUCUAUGGGUUUCACAUGACUGGGCGGGGCGCAGUCACGGGUAGGCCAGGGAGGGCAUAGGACCACCCACUUGGGAGCCAGGCCCAUCCACUGGGGAUCCAAGCACAGACAAUCAGAAUGAGUUUUCCCCCACAAAAGUGCUUUAUUACAGACAGAAAUACAAAAAAAGAAAUUUGGCAUGGCAAAAACAGCAGUUGAGUUGAAAAAUGCAAUGGAAACCCAUUUAACUUGUAUUUUUUUAUUCAGUCCAUUGGAAUUUAACUGCAAAAGUUACUUUAUGUGCACUGUCAUCACGCAUAGACUUUUAUCCGCAACAAGUCAAUUUGAUGAAAACAUAUCUCUAGUGGGAAAUAAGCUUUUUUUUUAAGCAAUUUUUAGAAUAUUCGCUUGAAAAUCUCGCCAAUUGAAUGGAAACCUAGCUACUAUCUCAAUGUUAAUGUGCCACAGUGUAUAAUUCAAGUGAUGCUAUUCAUCAUGCACUGUUUGUACUGUCUGAGUAUCUCCAAUCACACAUUCCAUAACUGGCUGGAAGGACAAUGACUUUUUGGACAUUUUGCAUGCAUUCCAAAUGGCACCCUAUUUCCUAUAUAGUCCACUAUUAUUGACCAGAAUUACAGCACGAUAUAGCGAAUCAACCUGUGUUAGUGACUCUUGACCAUGGAUUCAAAUAUGACCAACUGUGUGUGUGUACACAUCUCAGUGUUGGGUGCAAAUAAAGAGUAGUGUAUUACUCAAACAAUGUAAUGCCAUAUCAGGAAUAGAUCAUUACUUAAGCCUUCAUGCAGGUGUUCUAUAGAAUGUUCUUAGGUUUUGCCCUCGGCUCUUUGCCCUCGGUCAUCAGUGUUCUGAGUCUAUGGUUCCACAGUUUUUAGUGUUCUAGAAGG